Messenger RNA from Prionailurus viverrinus (fishing cat), 766 nucleotides. RefSeq names its product transmembrane emp24 domain-containing protein 9-like. The record is from RefSeq and is a predicted model, not a curated record. Gene Ontology annotation, biological process: Golgi organization; endoplasmic reticulum to Golgi vesicle-mediated transport; COPI coating of Golgi vesicle. Bases 113 to 766 code for a protein of 217 amino acids. Gene Ontology annotation, cellular component: endoplasmic reticulum; COPII-coated ER to Golgi transport vesicle; Golgi apparatus. NCBI's taxonomy places the organism in Eukaryota, Metazoa, Chordata, Mammalia, Carnivora, Felidae. The transcript is spliced from 5 exons.
CGCGCGGAGACCAGAGGACUCGCCUGGGAAGGUGGCGGGGGCCUGCGGGGCGCGAGGAGCUGGGCCCCGGGCUGGCCCCGGGCGGGGAUGGGGCACAGCGCGGGCAACCGGUAUGGCCCUGCCGCUGCUGCUGGGGCAGCUGCUGGCGCUGAUGGGCCCCGGGGACGCGUUCUACCUCGAGGUCCGCGAGCUGGAGGAGAAGUGCUUCAUCCAGGAGAUCCCCGAUGGUACCGUGGUCAUAGGUAACUACAAGACGGAGCUAUACGACCCUGCUAUGGAAAAGUACCAGCCCUCCCCCCAGUGGAUCAAUUUAUUCGUGUUUGUGAAGGACCCGGAGAACAAGAACCUUCUGGCCCGUCAGUAUGGCCCUCAGGGCAGCUUCACCUUCACCUCUCAGUCUCCAGGAGAGCACCAGAUCUGCCUCCACCUUGAGUCUAUCCGGUUCGCCCUCUUCUAUGAUGGCAAGCUGGCCAUUCACUUGGAUAUGCAGUUGGGUGAACGCAGCAACGAUUACGCGGAGUUUGCAGCCAAGGACAAGCUGACCCAACUGCAUCUGCGUGUCCAGCAGCUUGUGGAGCAGGUGGAGUUGAUCCAGAAGGAGCAGGAAUACCAGAGGUGGCGAGAGGAGCGCUUCCGGCAGACCAGCGAGAGCACCAACCAGCGGGUGCUGUGGUGGUCCAUUCUGCAGACCUUCAUCCUCGUGGCCACAGGUGUCUGGCAGAUGCAGCACCUCAAGAGUUUCUUUAAAGCCAAGAAGCUGGUGUAG